Triticum dicoccoides is the source of this 1756-nucleotide messenger RNA. Its product is annotated as aspartyl protease family protein At5g10770-like. Gene Ontology annotation, biological process: proteolysis. Bases 111 to 1568 code for a protein of 485 amino acids. Lineage: Eukaryota; Viridiplantae; Streptophyta; Magnoliopsida; Poales; Poaceae. The transcript has 2 exons. Gene Ontology annotation, molecular function: aspartic-type endopeptidase activity. The record is from RefSeq and is a predicted model, not a curated record.
CGCAUGAUGGGCGGAAGGAAUCGGGCGCGCGCCCAACUAGUCCGCCUGACUUAUUUAGGCGCCGCGUUUUGUCCCCGUCGUCCGGCCCCAGCCGAGCCGACGCGCGCGCCAUGGCCUCCUCCUCCCUCGCCUCCCCGGCCCGCCGCGCCCUCCUCGUGUCGUGCUUCCUCCUCUGCUUCCUGCCGCGCCAUGUUGCCGCCGGCGCCGCGGGGGCGGGGGGCUACGUCACCGUCUCCACCGCCAGCUUCGCCGCGUCGAGCGCGACCUGCGACGAACCCGGCCCAGUGAUCGCGCCGCGGCAGAGGAACGGCACGCUGGCGGUGCUGCGGCUGGCGCACCGGCACGGCCCUUGUGGCCCGUCGACGGCGUCGGCGGUGGCGGCCCCGUCGUUCGCCGAGAUGCAACGUUCGGACCAGCGGCGCGUGGAGUAUAUCCAGAGGAGGGUGUCCGGGGGCGGCACGCGGGGGGCGAAUAAGGGGGGCUUGCAGCAGCGGCAGCAGCAGCUCGCGGCCGGCUCCAGGUCGGCGACGGUGCCGACCACCAUGGGCGUCGGCACGUUCCAGUACGUGGUGACGGUGAGCCUGGGCACGCCGGGCGUGUCGCAGACGAUGGAGGUGGACACGGGCAGCGACGUGUCGUGGGUGCAGUGCAAGCCCUGCGCCGCGCCGGCGUGCUACAGCCAGAGGGACCAGCUGUUCGACCCGGCCAAGUCGUCCACCUACUCCGCCGUGCCGUGCGGCUCGCACGCGUGCUCGGACCUUGGGAUCUACGAGGCCGGCUGCUCGGGGUCGCAGUGCGGGUACGUGGUCAGCUACGGCGACGGGUCCAACACCACCGGCGUCUACGGCUCCGACACGCUGGCGCUGGCGCCGGGCAGCACGGUGGGCACGUUCCUCUUCGGGUGCGGCCACGCGCAGGCGGGGCUGUUCGCCGGCAUCGACGGGCUCCUCGCGCUCGGCCGGCAGGCCAUGUCGCUCAAGUCGCAGGCGGCGGGCGCGUACGGCGGGGUCUUCUCCUACUGCCUCCCUUCGAAGCCGAGCUCCGCGGGGUACCUGACGCUGGGCGGGCCGAGCAGCGCGUCGGGGUUCGCGACGACGGGGCUGCUGACGGCGUGGGCCGCGCCGACGUUCUACAUGGUGAUGCUCACGGGCAUCAGCGUGGGCGGGCAGCCGGUGGCCGUCCCGGCGUCGGCGUUCGCGGGGGGCGCGGUGGUGGACACGGGGACGGUGAUCACGCGGCUGCCGCCCACGGCGUACGCGGCGCUGCGGUCGGCGUUCCGCGGCGCCAUCGCGCCCUACGGGUACCCGUCGGUGCCGGCCAACGGGAUCCUGGACACGUGCUACGACUUCAGCCGGUACGGCGUGGUGACGCUGCCGACGGUGGCGCUGACGUUCAGCGGCGGCGCGACCAUGGCCCUGGAGGCCCCCGGGAUCCUGUCGAGCGGGUGCCUCGCGUUCGCGCCCAACGGCGGCGACGGUGACGCGGCCAUCCUCGGCAGCGUGCAGCAGCGGUCCUUCGCGGUGCGCUUCGACGGCGGCACCGUCGGAUUCAUGCCCGGCGCGUGCUGAUCCACUCAUCGAUUCUUUGACUUUUUUUAACACAGGACAACCCUCAUACAUACACGCAUACACUCACCUCUAUAAACAUAUUAGUAGCAGGAGUAUAAACAUAUGUACUUCGUAAGUAUACCACAUGUACAUGUACAUGUACGUACACGAAAAGGAAAAGGUAGACGAAUACAUGGCAGGAUGACGUA